Molecule: messenger RNA, 7208 nt
Organism: Carassius gibelio (silver crucian carp)
Lineage: Eukaryota; Metazoa; Chordata; Actinopteri; Cypriniformes; Cyprinidae
Product: LHFPL tetraspan subfamily member 3 protein-like
Exons: 4
Coding region: 423-1358 (311 amino acids)
Biological process (GO): sensory perception of sound; gamma-aminobutyric acid receptor clustering
Cellular component (GO): postsynaptic membrane; inhibitory synapse; plasma membrane
Molecular function (GO): GABA receptor binding
Source: RefSeq, a predicted model, not a curated record
ACAGGAAUACGGAUAAGCGGUGGCUUGCAAAGGAAAGACAAAUGCUUAAACUGCGAAACGGAUUGCCAUCCUGAAUGAAACACAGAUGUUUUUUUUUCGACGGACACAUACAGGUUAUUACGACAACGAGCGACGACUCUCGCUGAUGCUCCAGAUUUCGUUACAUCUGCUCUUGCUCGUCUGCAGAAGAUCCAUCAUUGAGAUCUUGACAGCAUUACAGCCGAUGAGGGGUGCACCGGAUAUACUAUUUAUACCCAGACACACAGAGCAGCAAUAAUGCGAAUUGUCGAUUUUGUCACAGACAUUAGUUGUGCAAUGUAAUUUCAGUCCUCUCGCCUGCUUUCUAGAACGGAGAUGUAAAGGAAGCGAACGGGGUUUUUUUCACCGAGUAACAAACCUCCCAUCCAUUAUUUAAUUGAUGCAUGAUAAAUUCUGGUGUGGCAGAAAGAUUGGAAAAUAAAAUCAAGGACGGAUACCUCUUUACUGCUUCAAAUCAUAUCAAAUCUUUAUUUAUCUCCAGUCAGUGGACUCGCGGCAGAAGCCCAUUUCUGAGGGUACCGGUGGGGGAGAUAGGGGGAGAUAGAGACGCCGGAAAUAGCAGAAACAAAUCACAGGAGAGUAGACAAUUGGGAGCAAUAGUGAAAAUGCUUCCUUCGCAAGAAGCCUCAAAGAUUUACCAUGACAACUAUAUGCGUAACUCUCGAGCCAUCGGUGUCCUGUGGGCCAUCUUCACCAUCUGCUUCGCCACCAUCAACGUGGUAGUCUUCAUCCAGCCUUACUGGAUCGGGGACAGCGUGAGUACACCACAUGCCGGUUACUUCGGGUUGUUCCAUUACUGCGUGGGUGACGGUAACUCGAACCGGGAGCUGAUUUGCCAAGGAACAUUUUCCGACUUCAGCUCCAUCCCGUCCGGCGCGUUUAAGGCGGCCUCUUUCUUCGUGCUGCUGUCCAUGGUUCUCAUUUUGAGCUGCAUUGCCUGUAUGGCGCUCUUCUUCUUCUGCAACACCGCCACCGUUUACAAAACCUGCGCUUGGAUGCAGCUUCUGUGCGCUGUGUGCCUGGUGCUGGGCUGUUUGAUUUUCCCAGAUGGCUGGGAUGCAGAGGUAAUCCGGGAUAUGUGCGGAGAGGAGACAGGAAAAUACACACUGGGAAACUGUUCAGUGCGCUGGGCUUACAUACUGGCCAUCAUCGGAAUCCUAGAUGCUCUCAUUCUGUCCUUUCUUGCUUUUGUCCUUGGAAACCGCCAGAACGACUUUAUGCAUGAUGAAAUCAAAGCUGAAAAUAAAGAUUUGGCAGUAUCCAGGAUUGAGAUACGUGAUACGAAGGACCCUCGAUUCGGUGUCCAGCGGUUUCCGUGAGGAGACGGCAUCCUCCAUCCUUUAUCUUCUCCUCCAUUCCUCUCUCCUUGUCCUCAGGCCUGUGUCUCUUAACUCAGUCAGGAUGCUGCUAGUUCAGCUCUUUGUAAUAUAAAAAAAGACUGGAAUACACUUCAAGAAGAGAACAUAUUCAACAUAUACCUAUUUAAAAACCAUGAGAAUUUAAAAUCAGUAAAAAGAAGAAAAAAUCAGCUUUACAUAAACCAACAACUCUGGGAAAGUAACAUGUUACACAUAUUAUUAUUGCUAUUUAAUAAUGCUUUGAUGACAAUUAUGAUGAUAGUCAUGAUUAUGCUUGCAACAGCGAUAUAAUGUUCAGACUUUCAUAUUUUAUCUAAAAUGGGGAACAUAUUUCUAGCUUUAAGAAAAUGUAAUGAAUCAAUGCAUAUGUACAAGAGAUUGGGUGCUACUCUGGACACGCAGAUAAAAAGGGAAAAACAUCAAGCCAAAAAUUUAAAGAAAAAAAAAAGAAAAAAAAAAGAAAAAAAACAUUUUGUACAGCACAAGAUGUAAUUUUAAAGACCAUCUUUUUCUGACAAAUUUUUAAUUCCCCUCUUUGUACAUGUGGUCAGCAAUCAAAGUUAAAUGAUUAAUUAAAUAGUUAAUUUGUAAAUUCUAUAUUUAUAUUGAUACAGGGUACAGCCAUUAAGCAUUUAUUCACCCACAUCAUAUUCCUUCUACAAACUGGAGUGGACUUAGAAGAUUUAUUAAUUUAUCUCUCAGUUCACCUGAAGGUACCAAUAAUCACUCUAUGACUGUGCAACAGAAAAGACUAACAACAGUUAAAUACACAACUAUCCCACAGACAUCUAAUUUGACAUGCAAAUCUCUUCUUACAUUUCUUUUAAUCUUUUUUUAAACAUUUUUUUUUUUUUUUUUUUUUUUUUUACAGGAACAAUAUUUCCUUUUUCCCUGAACCUUUUAGAGAGAGUGAGAUAAAUUUAUCAAUAGGGAAUAGCAUGUGAACAUUCUUCAGACUCUGUUACAUUAAUUUCAUAAUUUGUCAUUUUCUGCAGCUUUUUGUGGUCAUUAUACCAAGGUGAAUUUUUCUUUCAUUGUUUUCAUUAAUCAUUUGUCUCGAGGAAAAGCCCUGCAUGCUGCAUUUUACUCAGGCCCAAUAUGUUCGUACCUGCCAUCUCCCACAUUAGAGCACAGUGGAACAGCACAAAGUUAAAAGUAACCCAUCUAGGUCACUACUGAGCCCUACACAGUCAUGAAUAUGACUACCUCUUUCCAAGGAAGAUGUGUAGCACAAUUAUUCACACAAUUUCUCAGCAUAAACUCACCAUUCAUUCAAUGGACUUAUGUGACUUUAUAUGCAAAAUGCAACAACCGAUUCUUGUAAUGAUGAUAUCAACAGUCCCAACUGCAAAUAAGACGAACAUUAAUAUUUUGUUAUAAAUCUCUUAAAUGUCUGCACCAUAGUGCACCAUUCAAACGAAAUCUGAAUUUGUGCAGAAUCAAUAUUGGUCGCAGGUUUUACUUUGUUUCAGUUCUCUCCACUUUGUGUUAAACGAUCUUGUAAAGGCAUGAUUUCUGCUAUGUGGCAAGAUCCAACACAGACCUGCAAUGUGUACUGGACAACACCAGUUUGGAUCACCUUAAGAGGAAAGCCCUGUUGGGGUAGGUCUGGCCCCUAGUCUGUGGCCCCUUGAGUGGCGGAUUUUGGAGAUGACAUGAGAAGGACUCAGAGCUGAAAAUAAAAUGUGAUGGACUCUAUGGUGCUUAAACCCUUUUCACCCUUAGAUAAAGACUGCUUUGCUGCUCCCCAUCUACCUCAGCCUUGAACCCCUCCUACUCUUGAUAUGCGACACUGGAAAACAAGCUUAAGAAUAAUGCUGAGAUCAGACGGAGAGUGGGGGUAUGAGGACCAGGAAGAAUAGUCUGCAUUGGACUUUGAGACUAAUGGCUUUCUAUUCCAUAACCUUAAAAUGCAGCUUCUGCAUAAACUCCUUGCAUCUCAUCAGUCACUACACUACUGUUAAAAAGUUAGGAAAUACUAAGACAUUUUUUGUUUGCUUGUUUAAACAACUUGAGAUUUUUAUUCACCUAGGAUGCAUCAAAUUAACCAGAAAUUACUGUAAAGAAAUUUACAAUGGUGUAUUAUAAAUGCGGCAUUAUUAAAACUCUGUUCAUCAAAGAGUCUUACAUGUGCAUCAUUCAGUAUUCAGCAGCUUAUUAAGGCAUUCUCCUGCUUUCUGCAGCCCUUACCAUACGUGUUUUGACUUGUUUUGGUAAUUCCCAUUAACCCCAGUUCAACACUAGAAACUUAAAUUAAUUUAUCUGUAAUACCUUUUUUGAAAAUAAUAAUAAUCACAAUAAUAAUUUACAAUCCAUUCUUUAUGUUUUCUUGCCCAUUUAAGCACUUUCUUCUGCCAGAGUCAUUUUUGAAAUGCCAACAGUACCUCUGUUUCACUGUGGAAGUUCAACUUUAAUGUGUACAGUUCAUUAAAGGGUUAGUUCACCCAAAAAUGAAAAUGAUGUCAUUAAUGGCUCACCCUCAUGUCGUUCCAAUCCCGUAAGACCUCCAUUCAUCUUCGGAACAAAGUUUAAGAUAUUUUAGAUUUAGUCUGAGAGCUUCCUGUUCUUCCAUUGAAAAUGUAUGUACGGUAUAUUGUCCAAGUCCAGAAAGGUAAUAAAACCAUCAUCAAAGUAGUGCAUGUGACAUCAGAGGGUCAGUUAGAAUUUGUUGAAGCAUGGAAAAUACAUUUUGGUCCAAAAAUAACAAGAACGACGACUUUAUUUAGCAUUGACUUCUCUUCCAGGUCUGUUGAGAGCACGUUCAUAGCACUGCAGUUUAGUGAUAUCCGGUUCGUGUAAGAAUCAUUCAAUUUAACCGGUUCUUCUUGAACCAGUUCACCAAAUCGAACUGAAUUGUUUGAAAUGGUUUGCGUCUCCAAUAAAGCAUUAAUCCAAAAAUGACUUAAGCUGUUUUAACGUGGCUGAUCACUCUCUCUGAGUCAAAAUAAACCAAUAUCCCGGAGUAAUUAAUUUACUCAAACAGUACACUGACUGAACUGCUGUGAAGAGAGAACUGAAGAUGAACACCGAGCCGAGCCGAGCCAGAUAAUGAACAAAGGAUUGACUCGUUCUCAGGUCAAGAACCGGUUGCACAGAACUAGAGACAAGUUAAGCAUCUGGGCUGUCCACUUCUUUCUGUGGUAGUUAGAUCCAGUUUUUGAUUAAUUAACUGUAAAUUAAUUAAAAUAAUUUUCCUGUAGCUCAAUUGGUAGAGCAUUGUGAUAUCAAGGUUGGGGAUUCAAUUCCACGGGAACACACGAAAAUUGAUAGCCUGAAUGCACUGUAAGUCGCUUUGGAUAAAAGCGUCUGCUAAAUGCAUAAAAAACAAAUUUUUAAUGUGUAAUGCUUGGUAAACAGAAGGAGGAAUUUCUUUCAAAAAACAUAAAAAAUGUCUUGGUUUGACCAAACUUGGUAGUGUAUUUCUGUAUCCAUCAUUCAUCAUUCACAUUUCAUUUUGUACAGUACAUCAUACAUUCAAAGCCUGUAAAACUACAAACAAAAAGUAUUUAAUGGUUAUUUCAACCUGGGUGCACUGUGCUGGUCAACCUUUAUUUUACAGGAAAAACACAAAGCAUGGACGUACAUACACAAACAGUACCCCCAAUGACAACUAGUUAUUAAAAAAAAAAAAAAAAGGCCACCUCAGAGGCAGUAUAUUUUUGCAGUAGGCUACUGAAUAUAAUUUCUUCUCAAAGCUAUUUAAAUUCUUUUUUCUAAUGCCUGUUGUAGCACUAAGCAAUUGUUACAGCAUACCAACUUUAAUUUAUACAAAAUGGUAUGUUGCAUUUUCAGAUAAUUCCACCUUGCACUAUAUAUGAUGGGUUGUUAACAUCCAUCAAACAUUACCAUAACCAAUGCCCAGCUGUUUUGGGGGGGUUUAUUUUUUUUAUCUUUUUUUUAAUUGAUUUAUGCAACAUUUUCAUCUCGACACAGUGUAGAUGUAGAAAGAAACUUUUCAAAGAAAUGUACUGGAUAGCCAGUAUUCAAAUCAUGUAAAACUAAUUUGAUAUUUACGAGUAUGUCUGUUAUCUUCAUUACCACACAACAUCCAUUCAAUUAAUCUCAUUUGAAACAACAUUCUCAUCCAACAUCCAGUCAUUAACAUUUAAGUUUAAAAACAAGUGUUUAUAGGCCCAUGUUACUGAAGGCUUAGUGUUUCGUUUAUUUUUGUUUUAGUUUCUCUUCUGUCUUAAAACACUUCUUUUAUUGAUCAACAAUUUAAAAAUAUAUAUAUAAAAAAAAUUAAGAACAAGACUACUGUGGAAAGAUGUGACAUGGUUGAUUUCUGAUGUUCACAUUGUCUCUUCUUGUGCUUCACAUGUGUAAUGCCUCUCUUUUAAAGUUUAUUGCUUUUUGCUCUAGUGGUAAAUGUUUUUCCCCCUCUGAUCUUUCUGGAAUGCUGUAAUCUCUAAACUAAACAAACAUGUAUACAAAUAUUUCUGCAAGUCAUAGGGGAGUGCAAAUUAACUGAAAUCGUCACCAUCACUGAAACAUUGUUGGUGUUGUUGUUUAAAAUAUUAAAAAACAAAAAACAUUGAGUACCAUGUUAUGGGUUUAUUUGGAGAGAAGGUACAAAUUGUACUUGGGUAUACAAAAAAUAAUAAUUAUAAUACAUGCUUUUAGAAACUGGAAAUAUUCCUUAUCAGUGCUUCAAAUAAAAAAAAUUAAAAAAAAGACAGAAAAAAAACAACAACACAAUAACGUCUCAUUUAAGAAAAAAAAAACAAAACCUAAAUGUUCAAACACCUCAUUUAAUUGUUUUGUUUUUCGGUAUGAACUUGUGUUUGUGUGCUAUAUUUAGCUGUAUCUGAAAAAGAAAAAUAUGCCGCAAGCCUGCUUGCACAUUACAUAACAAUUAUGGAAAAAUGUUGUAUGUGUGUCCAGUCUGGCAAUUGAUGGCAGAAAGCCACUUCCUGUAGCUCUGAUUAGCAGCACCAGGAGAAUGAAGGGCUAGAUCAAAAGGCUGGGCACUGACCAACACAGACAGGAUGGGCCAUGGCCAGAAUAGGUGCCAACAUACCAGCAGGCAUUAAACAGCAUCUUUGCUACUGCCAGGUGCAGCAAGCUGUGCUACAGAGAGAAACACCUCCACCCUGGGAGUAAUAGUAAUUGAAGUUGGCUUCACCAUAAAUUAAAAAAAAAAAGUGACAUAUUGUGUCCUGUUUUUGCUAUUUUUAAUUUGUCAUACAUUAAACAAUCUGUCAUACAUGAGAUGCAAUUUGUAUAAUUCACAUGGAGCUAUUUACAAAAUAUAUAUAUUUUUUUUAUUCCAUUAACUAAACUCAUUAACACUCGAUUGAUGUGAAAUAUCAAAUACUAAUAAUAAAUAUAAUGGGCCUAAUGUUAAUUCUUGAUUUAUAAUUCUUUAUUACAAAUUUUCAAUAUCGUGAUGAAAGAAUUUUGAAACAAUACACUGUGAUAUUCUUGUUCUAACUUUUCACACUAGUGGCUGUUAUAUAUUAAAAUGCUAUUACUAAUUUAAGAAAGCAACAAUUAGGGGAAAGCUCAACUGUAGAAGGGGUGGUCAUCAAACAAGAAUUUUGUAAAUUCUGAUGUCACAUGUUAAUUAGAAAUUGGAGCCAGUUAAAACUGUAGAAAACAUUGGGUUCUUUACAAGUUCUCCAGUCAUGUUAAAAGUUCUAUUUAGAACCAUACCCUUCUCCUUUACGGCUGAAACAGUUCUUGAUUUGUUUGUGUUGUUUUGUUUUGUUUGUGUGUUGUUUUGUUUUGUUUUGUGGGGGAUCUUUCAGAGCCACCUCACACUUGACUCCAGGCAGCUCAACCAUCCUGUCAACAAACUCUUCACAAGGC